Messenger RNA from Phytophthora infestans T30-4, 900 nucleotides. RefSeq names its product protein kinase. The coding region runs from base 28 to 900 and encodes 290 amino acids. NCBI's taxonomy places the organism in Eukaryota, Oomycota, Peronosporomycetes, Peronosporales, Peronosporaceae. Gene Ontology annotation, molecular function: protein kinase activity; ATP binding. The record is from RefSeq and is a predicted model, not a curated record. The transcript has a single exon. Gene Ontology annotation, biological process: protein phosphorylation.
GCAGAACCAUAGCUCGGUCCAAACACCAUGAUCUCACCUCCGUAUCUCCAUGUGCGUCGCCAGCUCAGCCCAGCCAUGUAUGGCGAAGUGGUCGAGUGCAACCUCCCUAACCACGAGGAACCUGUUGCAGUCAAGUGCAUCUCGCUCACAAGAGCAGCUGAUGCUCGAGCUCGAAUCCAAGGCGCAAGGGAGAUCGAUAACCCGCUUCAAGAGCAACGCGUGGCAGCACUGCUAGCGGCCAACGGUGGCCAUCGCAACGUCGUGCAGCCCUACUUGCACUUCGUCCGCGACGAGACAUUGUACCUCGUCAACGAGCUGUGUGGAGACGGAGAUCUUCAUUCUCUCGUAGCUGCGAGAGUCGACGCAUCGACGUUCCUGACUGAGCGAGAGGUGGUAUCGCUAAUGCGGCAAGUAUUGGAAGGGGUCUGCUAUCUACACACGGUGUUGGGCAUCGCCCACCGAGACUUGUCUCUAGAAAACGUUUUGCUAAGUCGAGGUGUGUGCAAGAUCACGGAUUUCGGGCUCUCCACAGACGCUCAGAUCAUUUGCGAAGGCGGCCAAGUGGGAAAGGAAUACUACAUGGCACCAGAGAUCGUGGCAGGUGAGCACUAUGACCCCGCGUUGGCCGACGUGUGGUCUCUCGGGAUCAUGUGGUUCAUCUUGCUGACGGGCUCCCCGCUGCUACCUCUCGCCUCACCAUCCACGAAAGGCUUCAAGGCCGUGGCUCAGCAUGGCGUCGGUGCCGUUUUCGUGUCAUGGGGUCAUUCGAAUCGCAUUUCGGUUAGCUCUAUAACACUGCUGAAAAAGAUGCUCCAGAUCGACCCGCGUCACCGUAUUUCGCUGUCCCAAGUUUUGGCUGACCCCUUGUUUGCCGCCGCUGUGACCAAGCUGCUUACGUAG